UUUAAUAUAUCAUUUGAAAUAUUUUGUUUAUUAUUGAAUUUUCUAUUUUAAAUUUAUUUUAAUUAUAAAAUAUUUUAUUUCAUAAUGUCUCUCGCAACAAAAGGAAUAUUUAUUGUAGCUGCAAAGCGUACUCCAUUUGGUACAUUUGGUGGUAAAUUUACAAAUAAAAAUGCAACUGAUUUAUCAGUAAUUGCUGCUAAAUCUGCUUUGCAAUCUGCAAAGUUAAAUCCUGAAAAAAUAGAUAAUGUUAUUUUUGGACAUGUAUUACCAAUAUCAUCAAGUGAUGGAGGUUUUUUAGCACGUCAUGUUGCAUUAAAAUGUGGUAUACCAUUAGAAAAACCAUCAUUUUCAUUAAAUAGAUUAUGUGGUUCUGGAUUUCAAUCAAUUGUCAGUGGUGCACAGAGUAUUUUAUUAGGAGAAUCUAAGAUAGUUUUAACAGGAGGAGUAGAAAACAUGAGUCAAGUUCCAUUUACUGUAAGAAAUAUUCGAUUUGGUACAAGUUUAGGACAAAAAUAUCACUUUGAGGAUGUUUUAUGGCUUGGAUUAUUAGAUACUUAUUGCAAUUUAGCUAUGGGUGAAACUGCAGAAAAACUUGGAUCACAGUACAAUUUAAAAAGACAAGAAGUAGAUGAAUUUGCUUUAAGAAGCCAACAAUUAUGGAAAGCUGCUAAUGAUGCUGGUCGUUUUAAUGAGGAGAUUGUACCUGUUACAAUAACUGUGAAAAAGCAAGAUAUUGUUGUUAAUACAGAUGAACAUCCACGACCUCAAACGACUCUUCAAAAUUUAACUAAAUUACCUUCUAUUUUUAAGAAAGAUGGUUUAGUUACAGCAGGAUCUUCAUCUGGUAUUUCUGAUGGUGCAGGAGUUAUUAUCUUAGCGAGUGAAGAAGUUAUUAAAACAGAACAACUUACACCACUGGCACGUUUGGUGGGAUAUAGUAUUGUAGGUGUAGAACCUAGUAUUAUGGGAAUUGGUCCAGUUCCAGCUAUACAAAAACUUCUUAAAAUUACAAAUAAAAGUUUAAAUGAUAUUGAACUUAUCGAGAUUAAUGAAGCAUUUGGAGCUCAAACAUUGGCAUGUGCUAAAGAUUUGAAAUUGGAUAUUAAUAAAUUAAACGUAGAUGGUGGAGCUAUUGCUCUUGGACAUCCAUUGGGUGCAUCUGGUAGUAGAAUCACUGCACAUUUAGUACAUGAAUUAAGAAGAAGAAAAACUGGAAGCUUAGGAAUUGGUUCGGCCUGCAUUGGUGGAGGUCAAGGAAUAGCUUUGAUGAUAGAAGCACUUUAAUCAUUGAUAUAUAUAUAUUUUUAUUAUUAAUAUAUAUUUUAUAUAAAUUUUUUUAUAUAUGAAAAAUUUCUAUUUUUAUAUUACCAUAUAUUA
Molecule: messenger RNA, 1377 nt
Organism: Apis dorsata (giant honeybee)
Lineage: Eukaryota; Metazoa; Arthropoda; Insecta; Hymenoptera; Apidae
Gene: yip2
Product: 3-ketoacyl-CoA thiolase, mitochondrial
Exons: 9
Coding region: 85-1284 (399 amino acids)
Biological process (GO): fatty acid beta-oxidation
Molecular function (GO): acetyl-CoA C-acetyltransferase activity
Source: RefSeq, a predicted model, not a curated record